Rosa rugosa (rugosa rose) is the source of this 969-nucleotide messenger RNA. Its product is annotated as zinc finger BED domain-containing protein RICESLEEPER 3-like. The transcript is spliced from 2 exons. Gene Ontology annotation, molecular function: DNA binding; protein dimerization activity. Lineage: Eukaryota; Viridiplantae; Streptophyta; Magnoliopsida; Rosales; Rosaceae. The record is from RefSeq and is a predicted model, not a curated record. Bases 1 to 969 code for a protein of 322 amino acids.
AUGGGUGAAGAAGACAACAAUUUUAAAGCUUAUUUCGACGAAACGGACAGAAAUGGCAAACGCAGGGUUGGACCACCAUCUAGUGAGGAUUGGAGGAAUGCAAAAGCAUUUUGUUUGUUUUUGAAGAAGUUUUAUGAAGCUACUGUGAAGCUUAGCACUUGGAAGAAGAUCACUGAAAAUAUAUUAUUUGUUGAAAUGGUUACAUUGCAAACUGAGAUUGACAAGGCUAUCAUUGCAGAAGACCCUAUUUUGAAGAGGGAUGCCACUUCAAUGAAGACCAAGUUCAACAAAUAUUGGGGAAGCUUCGAAUCGGUGAACAAGAUAAUCAUGAUAGCUAAUGUUCUUGACCCAAGAUACAAGUUGCAGUGGGCUAAAGUAGCAAUGCAAAAAGUCAAUGCAAGCUACGAGACAAUUCAUUCAAUACAAGGGGACUUAAAGAAAAUUUUGUUGAAGAUGUAUGAUGAAUAUAAAGCCAAUGAAGGCAGCAACCAAGCUGAACCGUACAUGGGAGAAGAUUUAAGAUUCGAAGGGGAUGACUUGGAGAAUCUUGAUGAAGUCAGCAAGCAAAUAGCAAGGGAGAGGAUGGCAGAGCAGUCACAAUGCAUACGAAAUGAGGUUGAUCAGUAUUUAUCAGAUAGGUAUGUUAGCCUCCUUGCAAAGAAUUUUGAAAUUCAUAAGUGGUGGAAGGCCAAUGAGUUAACCUAUCCAAUCCUAUCAAAGUUAGCAAAGGAUGUUUUUGCUGUUCCUUGCUCAACGGUGCCUUCGGAGAAUGCAUUUAGUUUGGGAUCAAGAGUGGUGGAUCCUUUUAGAGCUUCAUUGACACCAAAAAUGGUGGAAGCCCUUGUUUGCAGUUCGGAUUGGUUAAAAUCUGACCCCCCAAACUUCUACAAAGAUCCCACUGAAGAUGACCUUGAAAUGUAUCACACUUUGGAGGAACUUGAGAGGGAAAAUGUUUUUAAUCAAUGUUAA